CCCCAUCUUCCCCCCCCAAUCUUAUUCUCUACAUCCGUGCACUUAACCACUGUCGGACCUCGCUCGCGGAUGACGAGCGUCUGUACUCAUUUUACUGCUUGUGGUGCCUUUCGGAGUCUCUUCCCUGUCGCUGGUGAACGAAGACUCCCGAGCUUGGAUUUUAUCACUUAGGGGAUACAGAAUGUCGUGGCUCACAGCAGCAUGAACCCCUGCCCCCGAAGAAGCUGAUGCCAACAAUCUGAAGGAAUAUAUGCUGUGACGACUACCGGAAGCCUCCCCUUCGUUACAGUCAGUCGGCCGCCAGUUUUCUUGCUGGUUUGUCGACAUCGGAGGCUUUCCGCAUCCUACAACCUUAUAGCGGCGGAUCAGUCGGGACCUCCUUUUCACUCCCGCGCUCGCCUUUUAAUCAGGCCUACCUGCGCCCGGCAUACCCUUGAACCAACCUCCUAUUGCGGAUGGCUUACUUGCAAGAGGUGCCCCUGGCAGCAGGCCUGCUCACCGCGCUCGCCUCCUCCGCUGUUCCUACGCCGACACCCACACCGUAUCACUACUUCCCCUCCUCGUCCCAGCCUUCUCCGACGUUCACGUCCAGUCCCGGGUCUGACAAUGGCGAUGGUGGAAGUGGCGGAGGAAUGCACGAAUGGUCUUCCUUGAUUGGAAUCGUGACUGCGCUGGCGGGCAAUGUGUUGAUUUCCCUGGCGCUCAACAUCCAGCGCUAUGCUCACAUCCGUAUCGAUAAGGAGUGGGAGCAGGACAAGUUGAGAUACGAGUUGGAUUGGAAGCGUGCGAACCAUGGACACGGCAACUCUGGCGCAUAUGGAUCUGUCGAUGACGACGACUUUGACGGAGACGCAAGUCGAGGAAGACAUCGUGCGUCUCGACCGGGUCGUUACCGGGAUGAAUCUCCUACGUCUGAACCCGAUCAUUAUGAAGAACCCCGCGGCCAUUCCGGACGGACCCGCCGUUACAGGGACGACGAGACAGACUCACAGGAUCAUAUGCAGGACUCCAUGAUAUCCGACCGGACUGCGCGGUCGGGGAGUGAGCGUUUGCGUCGCAAAUCGUAUCUUCGAUCGCCGUACUGGUGGGUGGGAAUUGUGCUCAUGUCACUUGGCGAGGUCGGGAAUUUUAUGGCCUAUGGAUUUGCUCCGGCGUCUAUUGUGUCACCGCUCGGCGUUGUCGCCCUCAUCUCCAAUUGCGUUAUUGCGCCAUUUAUGCUAAAGGAGAAAUUCAGACAGCGUGACUUGUGGGGAGUUCUUAUCGCGAUCGCAGGAGCGGUGGUGGUUGUCCUCAGCGCAAAAUCGUCGGAAGAGAAGAUCGGCCCCCAUGAUAUCUGGGAGAUGAUUACGCGCUGGGAGUUCGAGUUGUACCUGGGCGUUUCCGCUGCGCUUAUUGUCGGGCUCAUGUGGGCAAGCGGCAAGUAUGGAUCGCGAUCGAUCCUGAUCGAUGUUGGCUUGGUGGCGUUAUUUGGUGGAUAUACUGCUUUGUCGACCAAAGGUGUCUCAUCGCUGCUAUCUUUCACACUUUGGCACGUCAUUACAUUCCCAGUCACCUAUCUUCUAGUCUUCGUCCUUGUCUUCAGUGCCCUUAUGCAGAUCCGGUACAUCAACCGAGCUCUGCAACGGUUCGACUCGACUCAAGUCAUUCCAACACAAUUUGUGCUUUUCACUCUCUCUGUGAUUAUCGGAAGCGCUGUACUGUAUCGAGACUUCGAGUCCUACACAGCUGAGCGUGCAUGCAAAUUCGUGGGUGGUUGUGUCUUAACGUUUAUGGGGGUCUACUGUAUUACCAGCGGCCGUGUACGCGCAGACAACGAGUCUACAUUCUCCAUUGACGACGAAGAGGAGGCUAUCGGCUUGUUGGGCGCAGACCGUUAUCAUGAUAGGGUCGAUCUAUCUCCCCCCGCUCCACAAGCUCGCGCCCAUAAGGCAGGACGAAAAGUCCGUACCCCGGCGGAGGAUCAUCUUCAGUCUCCUUCGGGGUCCCUCCUUAGUCAGGGCAUCGACGACGUGGAUGACGACCAGCGGACACCUAGGGGCGUCUUUUCGGCUGCGCCAUCUUCCCCACGCGGCUCGCUGACCGCUGAGUUGCUUGAAGAACCUUCUUCGGAGCCUUCCUCGCCUAUGCAUGCUCGUUCGCUUUUGACAAACCCAUGGGCAGACUCUCUAGAGUCGGCCAUCCAAACCCCCAAUACUGAACCACCGAUCCAUCGCCCUUCUACACCCCCGGCGCAGUCGGAGCUUACAGCACACGAUUCACCCUUUCUCCUUCGUUUCCCCCCUGCUCCUGGCGCUGAGGAUGAGUCGGCAGGCCCAACUUCGGGACAUGGACGGACUCAGUCGAACGUUCGGAAAGCGAUUGUCCCGCAGACGCCGCCCGCUCGGCAUUUACGCAACUCCAUUUCAAAAUUCUCACCUGGUCCUCUUCUGCCGACCAUCUCGGCUGGCUUUAGUGCGGUAGUAGCGGAGACACUACGCCGCGGCGAGAUUAGUCCCAAUAAAGGACGAAGACUACACCACCGGAUGGACCGGAGAAAACAGUUGAGCACGACAGUCUUGGAAGGGUUUACUCGGCAGCGUAACGGAGACGCAAGAGGCGGCGAGUACGAGGUGGAUGGCGAUGUUGAGAACGCUCACAGCCUUGGGUUCCCGCUUUCCAGCAGUCGACUUCCAGGGACUGGUGAUCUCACACCUGCUGUUGAUUCGGAGGACGGCCCCAUCAACCAGCAUGAAGACAACACUACCUCACUCUCGCGGCUUCGCAGCCUGAGUGACUCGUGGAGUGGUGGUCUCGCCUGGCUGGGUGGCGUUCUCCACAAACCGGGAGCGAACAGAGGAUCGGAGGCUACGACGAGCAUCCGAGAGAAUGAAGGUGAAGACGGUGCCGAGUCGCAGAGGAACCAAGACGGGCAGAGUACCGGCGCAGGUACGCGGGCGUAAUUUGAGCUCUUGACGGUGACUGGCUCACACCGAUUGUUAGUACAUACGUUUGUUUUUCUAUAGAUAAUUCACGGGUGGAGGCUGUCUCAUACCACUGCGAGCAUUAGCAUUCUUCGACUAUAUAGCCGUUUAAUAGAAUUUGAG
Molecule: messenger RNA, 3083 nt
Organism: Aspergillus neoniger CBS 115656
Lineage: Eukaryota; Fungi; Ascomycota; Eurotiomycetes; Eurotiales; Aspergillaceae
Product: DUF803 domain membrane protein
Exons: 2
Coding region: 456-2939 (827 amino acids)
Biological process (GO): magnesium ion transport
Cellular component (GO): membrane
Molecular function (GO): magnesium ion transmembrane transporter activity
Source: RefSeq, a predicted model, not a curated record